AAAAUACUAAACUCGGGUUCGAAGUCUCACUCUCGCUCUAUCUGUUUUUCUGUGUCUCUUCCUGCUUUAGAGGUUGCGACCUUUCUCUCUCACGCACACACACACUCAAUUACAUUAAACCCUUCACAAAUUACACCGUCAAAAACAGCACAAGGGGCUCUUCCUUUCUUCUUCAAUUACCCGCCCGAAAGGUCUCAACUGAUAGCAUUGCUGUGUCGGAAGAAGGAUUGUUUUGAGGAUUGUCAUGGUUGCAGCGAUUUUCUCCAAACGGUGUCGUUUUUCGUGAGGAUUGGUUAGGGUUUGAUGGAUUCCGCGGUGGAGAUCCAACCGGAGGUUGGAUCUGAUGGUGUGGGGGAGAAAAGGUUGGCUGAUGAUGAUGUGGAAUUGGUGGAACCAGCUCCGAAGAAAGCGAGGGGUGAGGUGAUUGGGAAUACGAAGAAGGUUGCUGAAAUGGUGCUUGUACUUGCUGCUUUAGGGAAGAUGAGAGGAGGUAGGGUUCCUACUGCUGCGGAGAGGGAAAUGAUGGCAGAGGCAAGGGAGAGUUUGGCUCAGGUAUGCCAAAGUUUUGCACCCAAGGAUGUGUUUCCAAGAGAUGCUUUUGGUGCUGUUAUGGAGGAUCUCGGUCUUAAUAAGCUGAAGGAUCAGAGGCUAGGAUUUCGCCCUCCCAAAGUGUCCAUUGCUGAGAAGUUACUGAUAGCCAAAGAAAAGUUGGAAAAAACUGAGGAAUUUGCUGUACCCGCUGCUACAUAUUCAUCUCAACGGCCUCAAUCUAAUAUGGCUGCAACAAUUGAAAACCGUGGUCCAUCACAUGUUCGUAUGUUUCCUCACAAUAAAGCAAAUCAUGCGGUAAAUUCCUCAGGAAGCUUGCAAUCUGCUUCGCCUUUGGUUCAUGGAACUCCGGCAAGUUCUGCACCAUUACCUUAUCAGCUGCCUACCAGUGAGGUCAGACCAGUAAUUUCUAGUGGAGUGGUCUCUGGGAAUCCAGUAAGGGAUUCUUCUCUAGUUGGAUUGCCCAGAGUUGACAGGCCAAGUUUCAGAAUGGAUGGACGACCAAAUGGAUCUUCCCAUGUGUUGCAAGUUCAAGCAACUUCUGGAGAUCAUUCUGCUAUAAGAACUCCAACCUGGUCGGUGCAACCUGCAUCAGUUGCAGCAGCUAAACGUGGACCAGAUACCAGGGUGACAUCACAGACAGGUAACAAAGUUGAGGGAGGAGCUGAUGUCAAAUCGCAAAUGACAGCAAAUAGGCCAUUUAUAACUCAGACCACAGCUGGAAAUCUACCAACUACACUCCCACACUUACAAGGGGCAAGCUUUGUCAAGUCUCCUCCUCUGAGCAGCACUCAUGCUGAAAUUGGCAAGAUCGUUCAGAAGUUUAUUCAACCGCGCCUCUCUGAGCGGCCUGCUUGGACUCCGCCAUCUCGCGAUUAUAUUAGUAAGGCUUUGACUUGCCAAAUGUGCAAAUCAACAGUGAAUGAGGUUGAUAAUGUUCUUGUUUGUGAUGCUUGUGAGAAAGGGUAUCACUUGAAAUGUCUCAAGAUGACAACUCAAAAAGGAGGUCCUAGAGGGGAAUGGCAUUGUGGAAAGUGCUUGUCAAUGACCAAUGGAAAACCCCCGCCUCCUAAAUAUGGUCGUGUAAUGAGGAAUUUUAAUGCCCCAAGAAUAUCUACAAUUGCAUCAGUUGUUCAAUCAUCACCGGAUAAAAAAGCUUCUGGUCUAUAUGAGAAGGUUAUUCUACAGAAGUUUGUACCGAAUGGAAAGGUUCCUUUGAAGAACUCGCCUCCCGUUACUAUGGAAAAUAAUGAUAGGAAUCUACCAUCUGAGCCAAUGAUGAGAAGUGAAAAAGAAAUGGGAGGAAAUAUUAUUGUGUCGGGUAAAGAAAAUAUGGAGAGUAAAGAUUCCAUGAGAUCUUGUUCAAAUAAUGUGACUGUAUCUUCCAGUGAUCAGUAUCUUUCUACAUCUGCUGGCUCACCAGUUAAUACAUCUUCUGAAGAAAAAGUGGUUGAGUUGAAACCUCAGGCUCAUCCUGAAACAGUUUGCCAUUCAUCUGAUCCCUCUCAAGCUCUUAAUCACCUGCAAAGAAAUGACCAUGAAGAGGUGGCAAACACAGCUGCGAUGCCAUUGAAGCUGGUUGGUGAAACUCAGCCCAUGAUCAGUAGAUCAAAUGUAGGUAACAGUUCCAGUAAUGAAUCUAAAAACGAAGAGCAAGCUGUUGAAAAAAUAAAUCCUGCUGAAACUGCUGUAGCCGCCAAUGAGGAUGCUGAGUGUAGUAGCUCAUCAUUUGAUCAUUUUCAAAAUGUUGACUGGGUUGGAAACGUUCUUCAAGUUGCAGAUGACAAGUAUUAUUAUCAAUCUUGCCGCAUUAAUGGAUUCAUAUAUAGUGUUCAGGACUAUGCUCUUAUACGUUUUGAGAAUGAGCGAUUGAUUCCUUCAAAACUUCUGGCUAUGUGGGAGGACAAAAAAGCGGGAACAAAGUGGGUUUCUAUCAAUCAAUGUUACUUUGCACGUGAAUUACCACAGUCUGUAGGCCGCCCAUGCUUGGAGAACAAUAAUGAGGUUUAUUUGUCUACUUAUAGUAGCAUAGUAAUGGCUGGCUUGAUACAAGGUCCAUGCGAAGUACAUCCUCCACGAAAGUUUACCGAGGAAAGUGAGAGGAGAGCUCGCCUAGCAAAGGGGUCUAAUGAUGUAUCACAACCUCUUUACAUAUGCAAAUGGAUUUAUGAUGAAUCAAAAGGGCUAUUUCGUGAUGUCUCUUGUUGAUAGGGGUCAGCUGAUAAUUAUCUUUCUAUUGCAACUGCUAUUGGCUCGUGUCUUUUGUCAGUUUGUUGCAGCAUUGGUGGCCAUUUGACAUUUGUGGAGGAAGUCUCAGAUGGUGUACAAUAUUUAGCUUUAGGUCCGAUCUGUAUCAUUCUUCCGGUAGUUAUUUGUGUCCUGUCCCUCCAGUUCUUUUCUGUUUUUAUUAGGUAGCAAUUUCAAAAGGUGAGAAAAGUAGGUUGAUGAAUAUCAUUCAUCCAGCUAAGUAUGAAAUAAAAACAUCCUUACUUUUAGCUUUCUAUUUUCAAGUAUCACAGUUCUCGACUCAGCUGUGACCCUCCUCCCUCCGCCCCCCCCUUAGAUUUGUGAAGACGCUUUCAAAACUCAGAAGGUUGUUGUUUGAGGCGAUGAUUGGCUGCUAUCUAUAAUAGACUUAAAUGUUAUACUGCUUCGUUUCGUUGGUGAUUUA
Molecule: messenger RNA, 3220 nt
Organism: Solanum lycopersicum (tomato)
Lineage: Eukaryota; Viridiplantae; Streptophyta; Magnoliopsida; Solanales; Solanaceae
Molecular function (GO): chromatin binding
Source: RefSeq, a predicted model, not a curated record